AAUUACUUUUUCCUUUACGACGGUUCAAAGGUUAAAGAAGAAGGAGAUCCUACAAGUGCCGGGAUUUGUUAUUUUUACCCUUCUCAGACUCUCCCCGACCAGCAGGAGCUGCUGUGCGGACAGAUUGCCGGUGUGGUGCACUGCAUGACUGAGAUUUCUGGGGUUCCUCCAACCCUCAUUCGCCUGAGGAAGCUCAAGUUUGCAGUGGUGGUGGAUGGUGACUACCUGUGGGUUCUGGGCUGUGCCGUUGAGCUCCCUGAUGUCAGCUGCAGGCGGUUUCUGGAGCAGCUGAUCAGCCUCUUCACCUUCUACCAUGGACCCGUGCACUGCGCAUACACGGCAUUUUCUCAGGAGGAACUGAGCAGGCAGUGGGAGAGAUACAUUGAACACAUCCAAAAAAACACCAGCGACCUUCACAAGAUCUUCAAUUCUCUCUGGAAUCUGGACAAAACGAAGGUGGACCCCUUGCUUUUACUGAAAGCAGCUCUCAUCUUGCAAACCUGUCAGCGCUCUCCCCACAUCUUGGCAGGCUGCAUUCUCUACAAAGGCUUGAUUGUGAGCACCCAGCUGCCACCUCCUCUCACUGCCAAAGUUCUCCUCCAAGGCCAUGAGUCUCCAAGCCAGAGCCAGCCUGGAGGUGAGGAGCAGCAGGAGCCUGAUUCUCCAUUGCCGCAGGGUGUCCGCAUCAUCCCGGUGUUCCUAACAGAAGAUGAAGUCUCAGUGCUCCGAGACUUUCCAGUGGAGUGGAUGACUAGGUCAUCCGUGUCCCCAGCAAGCCCUGAAGGAGAGAAGAAUGCUCUCUGCUCCCAGGCAGUUUCAGAAGCAACAGGAGUUCAUGAAAACCAAGACCUGAAUAACAUUGCUGUGCAAGAGUCCCCUCGGCAAGAUCCAAGUGCAGCUGCACUGAAAGAUGCUGUGCAAUCGGGCAGCCUUGCAAACACCGGCCCUUUGGAGGGCCUCCCCGAAAUGGGAGCCAGUACAAAGAAUUCUCCAACUGCAGAACUGAGCAGAGCAGACAGCAAAAGCUCAGAGCUCAGCAGAAAACCACCCUCACCAUCAGAGGGAGACACAGAGCAGCUGCCAAGCCCUUCCACACCCCAUAGUGCUGAAUAUGCUCCAACUACAGAUCUGUAUCUGGAAGGCUUUUCCUUUCCAAACCCUUACGCCCGGGAGCAGGAGAGUCAGAACAUGAGGAAAUCCCUUGUGGACUCUGACGCUGAGCAGCACAGUUUCCAAAGUUACAAUGCAACCAGUGGCAGCCCAGCUAUUGGCUCUCCAGCCCAAGAGCUGAGCGGAAGGAAAUCAAGUGAACAGGACGAGCAAGGGACUCUGAGCCAAAACAGCGUCUCUGGAGAAAGCAGCGGUGCAGCCGGUGGCACUGUGCAGGAUUUGGGUUGUCCGGCCACCGCUGAGCAGUCAGAGCUUCAAAGCAGGGGUCAGCUGCAGGCUGCAGAGGUUCAGGAGGGUCUGCCUGGUGACCCAGCAGAGGACACGCACGGUUCCAGGAGCAGUGGCUGGCCACCUCAGGGGGACGCUCUGGAAACCCAGGCUGGUGUGGAGCCAGGCAAACAGUGCAGACCAGUGAAGAUGUGCCUGUAUGUUCACUGCAUUAAGGGGCUUGUGCUCUCCUUGCUGGCUGAGGAUCGCCUCGGAGAGGACCAGAGCUCCGUUGAAGAUGUGUACCACAGCAGCCUGGCUUCUCUCAACGGCCUCGAGGUUCAUCUGAGGGAGACCCUGCCCAAAGACUCCUCAUCCUCAGCCAGGACAACCUACAGCUUCACUCACUAUGACUGCGUUCAGAAUGUGCUCACGGCCAACCUGCCCCACACGCUCGGCCCCCUGGACCGGCACUUCCUGAGAGCUGUUACGCUGAUCCACUCCGACUUCAACCAGCUCCCGGCUGCUUCAGAGGUGAUAAUUAGGAACGCCUCCACGGCCGUGUACGCCUGCAGGAACCCCGUCCACGAAACCUACUUCCAGCAGCUGGGUGCUCCACUCCGCAACUCGGGUGUUCCCAACCCUCACGACAGCGCGUUCAGCUUGCCAAGCAAGGCCAAGCAAAAGCUGCUGAAGCACGGGGUGAACCUGCUCUGA
This is a messenger RNA of Mesitornis unicolor (brown roatelo), 2094 nucleotides long. It is a transcript of the gene HPS4, whose product is annotated as Hermansky-Pudlak syndrome 4. The coding region runs from base 145 to 2094 and encodes 649 amino acids. The record is from RefSeq and is a predicted model, not a curated record. Gene Ontology annotation, biological process: vesicle-mediated transport. Lineage: Eukaryota; Metazoa; Chordata; Aves; Mesitornithiformes; Mesitornithidae. The transcript has 12 exons.